Messenger RNA from Saccharomyces paradoxus, 2667 nucleotides. It is a transcript of the gene STU2, whose product is annotated as Stu2p. Gene Ontology annotation, molecular function: microtubule plus-end binding; microtubule plus end polymerase activity. Lineage: Eukaryota; Fungi; Ascomycota; Saccharomycetes; Saccharomycetales; Saccharomycetaceae. The record is from RefSeq and is a predicted model, not a curated record. Gene Ontology annotation, biological process: establishment or maintenance of microtubule cytoskeleton polarity; microtubule polymerization; mitotic spindle organization. The transcript has a single exon. The coding region runs from base 1 to 2667 and encodes 888 amino acids. Gene Ontology annotation, cellular component: centrosome; spindle pole; microtubule plus-end.
AUGUCGGGAGAAGAAGAAGUGGACUAUACCACGUUACCGCUAGAAGAGCGAUUGACGUACAAGUUAUGGAAGGCACGUUUAGAAGCUUAUAAGGAGUUGAACCAGCUCUUUAAAAACUCUGUUGGUGACGUCAGGAGGGAUGAUAACAUACAAAUGUACUGGAGGGACCCCACAUUAUUUGCACAAUAUAUAACCGAUGCUAAUGUGGUCGCUCAAGAGCAAGCCAUCGUUGCCUUGAGUAGUUUAAUAGAUGCCUUUGCGCCAUCGUCUUUGAAAAACUCACAUAAUGUCACUUUAAUAUCAACGUGGACUCCACUGCUUGUAGAAAAGGGCUUAACAUCUUCAAGAGCAACGACAAAGACACAGUCGAUGGACUGUAUAAUCUCACUUUGUGGUCUUGAUACAUCUAUUACGCAAUCUGUGGAACUGGUAAUACCCUUUUUCGAGAAAAAACUACCAAAAUUAAUUGCUGCGGCAGUCAAUUGUAUUUAUGAAUUAAUGGCUGCGUUCGGGCUCACAAAUGUGAACGUUCAAACGUUCCUACCAGAAUUAUUAAAGCAUGUACCUCAACUAGCUGGUCAUGGUGAUAGAAACGUUCGAUCACAAACGAUGAAUUUGAUUGUAGAAAUCUAUAAGAUUACAGGCAACAAUAGCGACUUAUUAGAGGAGAUGCUGUUUAAAAAACUGAAGCCGAUUCAAGUGAAAGAUCUUCAUAAAUUGUUCGCAAAAGUUGGUGACGAGCCACCUUCAUCGAAGAUGUUAUUCCAAUGGGAAAAAAGAGAAUUGGAAAAGAAAAGAAGCCAAGAGGAGGAAGCCAAAAAGAGAAAGUCCAUAUUAUCGAACGAUAAUGGGGAAUAUCGGAUGGAUAGGGACGGAGAUACAUUGAUGGGAAUGGAAACAGAUAUGCCACCAUCAAAGCAGCAAAGUGGAGUUCAAAUAGACACCUUCAGCAUGCUACCAGAAGAAACAAUCCUUGAUAAAUUGCCUAAGGAAUUCCAGGAGAGGAUAACGUCGUCCAAAUGGAAAGAUAGAGUAGAAGUAUUGGAGGAGUUUUGGGAUAACGUUCUAUCGCAGAUUAAGAAGUUAAAAAGCUCUUCGCAAAAUUAUUCCAACUUAUUGGGGAUAUAUGGGCAUAUUAUCCAGAAAGAUGCAAACAUACAAGCUGUUGCACUAGCCGCCCAAUCAGUAGAAUUAAUUUGCGACAAACUAAAAACACCAGGGUUUUCCAAGGAUUAUGUUUCAUUAGUCUUUACUCCCUUGUUAGAUAGGACAAAGGAGAAGAAGCCUUCUGUGAUAGAGGCUAUCAGGAAGGCAUUAUUAACCAUUUGUAAGUAUUACGAUCCACUGGUCUCCAAUGGACGCAAUGAAGAUAUGCUGAAAGAUAUUUUGGAGCAUAUGAAGCACAAGACGCCUCAAAUCAGAAUGGAGUGUACGCAAUUGUUUAAUGCAAGCAUGAAGGAACAAAGGGAUGGAUACUCAACUUUACAAAGAUAUUUAAAGGAUGAAGUGGUACCCAUUGUGGUUCACAUCGUCAACGACACGCAACCUGCUAUAAGAACGAUCGGAUUUGAGAGUUUUGCCAUUCUAAUUAAAAUAUUUGGCAUGAAUACCUUUGCGAAAACACUAGAGCACUUGGAUAAUUUGAAAAGGAAGAAAAUUGAAGAAACGGUCAAAACGCUACCAAAUUUCAGCAUCGCAAGCGGCAGUGGCCAUAGCACUAUUGAAGUGAAUAAACAAACUGGGUCCAUGGAAAACAAAUUUCUUUUGAAAAAAAGUUCCGUGCUUCCAUCAAAGAGGGUAGCAUCUUCACCAUUGAGAAAUGACAACAAAAGUAAAGUGAACCCAAUAGGGUCAAUAGCCUUGGCAGCAAAACCAUCAAUGGUAGCCGGUACCAACAAAUCGAGAGUUUUGUUAACGUCUAAAUCUUUAGCAACGCCAAAAAAUGUAGUAACUAAUAGUAUAGACAAAAAUGAAAAGUUAGUUGAAGAAUAUAAAUACAGAUUGCAAAAACUACAAAACGAUGAAAUGAUAUGGACCAAAGAAAGACAAAGCCUACUGGAAAAGAUGAAUAAUACAGAAAAUUAUAAAAUCGAAAUGAUUAAAGAGAACGAAAUGCUAAGAGAACAACUAAAGGAGGCACAGUCUAAAUUGAACGAAAAGAACAUCCAAUUAAGAUCCAAGGAGAUUGAUGUCAAUAAACUCUCUGAUAGAGUAAUGUCAUUAGAAAACGAGCUUAGAAACAUGGAGAUCGAAUUGGAUAGAAAUAAAAAACGAAAUGACACGAAUUUGCAGUCGAUGGGUACAAUUUCAUCCUACUCCAUACCUUCUUCCACUGUGUCAAGUAACUAUGGAGUAAAAUCAUUAUCCUCUGCGUUGCCAUUUAAAGAGGAGGAAGACGUAAGAAAGAAAGAAGAAGUCAACUAUGAGAGAAGAUCAAGCGAGUCCAUCGGGGACUUGCCCCACCGCGUGAACUCUCUCAACAUACGGCCGUACAGAAAAAGCGGCACUGGAAUCGGUAGUGUCUCCGAUGACUUGGAUCUCGAUUUUAAUGAUAGUUUUGCAUCAGAAGAAAGUUAUAAACGUGCUGCUGCAGUGACAUCUACCCUAAAGGCCAGAAUUGAAAAAAUGAAGGCUAAAUCAAGACGGGAAGGGACAACCAGGACGUAG